Messenger RNA from Oryzias latipes (Japanese medaka), 1431 nucleotides. RefSeq names its product tetratricopeptide repeat domain 33 (gene ttc33). Lineage: Eukaryota; Metazoa; Chordata; Actinopteri; Beloniformes; Adrianichthyidae. The record is from RefSeq and is a predicted model, not a curated record. Gene Ontology annotation, molecular function: protein binding.
CGCGUGCGUACAGAACAGUUGCAUGUAUUUUGUGUAAAAUUUGUACUUGCUCGUGCACAUUUAGAAAGAACUAAAGCACAUUUUAACCAAGAAAUUGGGUCUAUGUUUCAAGAAUGGCUUCAUUUGGCUGGAAGAGGAAAAUCGGUGAAAAGGUGUCAAAGUCAUCGGUGCAACAGUUUGAGGCUGACACUGAGAAAGAUAAGGACGCUGGAGCCGCUCCCGAUGAAGAGGAGGUGGAUUGGUUGCACGCCAUCAAGCGUCGUCGGGAAAUCCUGCUGGAGGACUGCGCCGAGAAGAGCAGGAGGCUGAAGGAUGAGGGGACGCUGCUGGCUGAGCAGGGCAGGCACUGGGAAGCCAUUAAGAAGUGGGACGAGGCAAUUCAGCUGACCCCAGACAACCCACUGCUGUAUGAAAUGAAGUCUCAGGUGUUGACCAUCCUUCACGAGGUGUUUCCUGCAGUGAAAGCAGCAGAGAUGGCCGUGAAGUUUCGCCCGCUGUGGUGGGAGGGCUGGCAGACUCUGGGCCGGGCGCAGCUCAACCUGGGAGAGGUGGACAUGGCCGUCAGGUCCUUCCAGAUUGGAAUCCACCUGCGCCCGUCAGAGCGCAGCCUAUGGGACGAAGACCUGAAGUGGGCCUGGACGUUGCAGAAGCAGCAGGCAGCCACCAAGGAGAAGAUGAGGCAGGAGGAAGAGACCAAGAAUCAGAUCCUUAACGCGCCCGAGCUGGAGCGGGACUACGACUUUGAGUCGGACGAAGUGCUGGCGGCCUGUGUGGCCGUCGCUGAACGGCAGAACCACUAUGAGGAGCUGAGGAAGACCACUGUGAUCAUAGAUGCUGAGGGGAACAUACAGAAUAUGUUGAGCCAGGAGGAGAAGUCAGGAGAAAGUGCAGAAUCAUCACACCAGCAGUUGGUCAAAGUCAGAGGACUAUGAAGAGGGGAUCGUCUUUUUAAAGAGUGGAUGCUGUUAUUUAAGGAGCGACUGUGUACAAAAGUCUAAAGUUUUAAUCACGUGAAUUUCUUGCAGUCGUCAUGUCUUUGGUCUUCAUCACAGUAAUCGUGCCUGUAGGAGUUUUAUAUUUCCCCCCUGAAUCAUCUGUGAGGAAACGGAUCCAUUUACGAGAGAAAUUCCCCCCAAAACAUUUCAUUUAUUUAUCUAAAGUGGACGCUCUAAGAUUUAAAGCAAGAGUGUUGACUCUGGAAUAAAAGUUUAAAGCCCAAACUUGUGUUUGUUUGAUUCGUUUGAAAAUGUGUUGACAUCAAAACUAGAUUGAGGACAUUUGCCACCUUUUCCGUGUGUAAAUAUAUAUAUAAAUAUUUGAUAGCUUUGUAGAUCAAGUCCUUUAUUCUUUCUUGUAGGCCCUGCAGCUUUAUGUCAUCGUAUGAAGUGUGUUUUUUCUGUCAUAUUUUUAAACUGGAAUAGUGAUCAGAGA